AGAAACGCACGAAACCAGUGGCGGGAUACCUGGCUAAAUUGUUUUUUAUUUUCAGACCAAGCCUUAAAGUUCCGCCAAAGUUUCACAGUUUUAAAGCAUGUGCGAAAAGAACAAGAGGGUUAACCGCUGGCUCGCGACGGUCUUUGGCGAGCGAGCGACGCCCGAGUUUGAAGUGAACACGCGCACGAUCGCGCUCCUGGAGCAGCUCGCGGCGGUGAGCGAGCUGCGGUGCGAGGAGGCUUCGCUGGUGGCGGAGGACCACGCACGGAAGGCUGCGGAAUACGGCGGCGAGAGCGCCCACUUACAGGAAGUGCUAUUUCAGGGAGUGGGCCUGCAACCCGGAAGUGAUUCGAAACUUACUUCUGACCUGCUGUCUGUGUUAGAGGGCACUGCUGAGACACUUAAAGUUAAAGACACAUCCUUGGGGAGCCUUGUCCCUGCAAUUAAUCAAUUGACCAAUGACUUGGCUGAGGCGGAGAAGACUGACAGGAGGUUGGGGCGGGAACUCUCUGCUGUGAGGAGGAAGAUGGCUGACAUGAUGAUUCUCCAGAAAAAACUGCAAGAGGACCUGAAGGAGACCAUACAAGCUCAGCAGGUGGAGGCUGCUACAGCAGAGGAAAGGCUGCUCAAUAUGGACUUCAUGAAGAACAAAUCCAAAGACCUCAUCUACAGAAAUAAGAUGGCACAGGACAAGCUGGCAUCUAGGCAGAUGCAAGAUUCUCUUACCCAUGAGGCCAUUCUGCAGCUUUCUGAGAAAAUCACAGCCCUAAAACAGGAAAUGUUGCCGCUCGUGAAGAAAUUGGAGCCCUACAGUGAUCUGAGCCCAAGUCCAGCCCUUGCUCGCGUUAAAAUUGAAGAGGCAAAAAGAGAACUGGCAGCCCUGGAUGCUGAGCUGGAAGGAAAGGUGGACUUCAAAUAAACUCUUGGAGUUUCAGAUACCAUCUUAAACUAGUCACGGCAAUUAAUGUAGCAUCUUAACUAACUGUCAAGUGUUUUGGGUCUUGCUCUUCACUGGUGUGUGUAAAAAAAAUAAAUAAAUAACUACACCUGCUCUCCA
Electrophorus electricus (electric eel) is the source of this 1057-nucleotide messenger RNA. RefSeq names its product HAUS augmin-like complex, subunit 1 (gene haus1). NCBI's taxonomy places the organism in Eukaryota, Metazoa, Chordata, Actinopteri, Gymnotiformes, Gymnotidae. Gene Ontology annotation, cellular component: HAUS complex; cytosol. The record is from RefSeq and is a predicted model, not a curated record. Gene Ontology annotation, biological process: spindle assembly; centrosome cycle.